This is a messenger RNA of Anarrhichthys ocellatus (wolf-eel), 1632 nucleotides long. RefSeq names its product four and a half LIM domains protein 2-like. Gene Ontology annotation, cellular component: Z disc; nucleus. Gene Ontology annotation, molecular function: transcription coregulator activity. The coding region runs from base 713 to 1552 and encodes 279 amino acids. Lineage: Eukaryota; Metazoa; Chordata; Actinopteri; Perciformes; Anarhichadidae. The transcript is spliced from 6 exons. The record is from RefSeq and is a predicted model, not a curated record.
UUGUAUAAUGUGGAUUUUUUUAGUUUUAUAUAAUUUAUCUAUUCUAAUUCUCAUUAGAGGUUUUAUUUUGAAAGUUGCAAAAAUAGAUACAAUCGCAGCACCAUUAAUACUUCAGGGACAGAAUGGUGAAAUUAAUCAUCAUUGAAUUAAAUGUAAUCAAAUCAAGAGAUCGAGGUCCCUUUUUAUAUGAAAUGCUUAUUUGAUUUGUUAUGAUCUCAACUGUCAAAAUGAACAUAAAUCCAGAUCAACGGGAACUAUUUGGUUUUCUUCUCUUCGACUGCUUGGGUCACAAGAAAGUUUAUUCUGAUGCUGACAUAAGUUCUGUUUUCCUGCCGCUUUGACGUAAUAAAAACCCUGUGAAAUGAAUUUGUAGAUAUAUGUAGAUAAUGCAGACAUUCAUAUUUUCACACAUAUUCAUAUUUUACAAGUUGUGUCCUGUAUGAGUGAUUGCAUGCUCAAAAGUUCCCACAUUUCAAGGCAGGGGUUUGUUGGGAUUUUCUGCAUUUUGGCUUUAAUAUAUAGCCGUCUAAAUAUAAUCUGGCCUGCCCACUCUGGUCACGCUACCUCAGCUUCCUGCCCCAGUGUGAGUCAAAUUUAACCCUAAUUUUAAAAGGCAGAUGCACGACAGCGCUCAGAAGACACCUCUGGGCUCAGUCUGCACCCGGCUCUUCCUCUGACAGGACAGAAGACUCAGAGAGCAGAUUCAGUCACAAUGGCUGAGCGCUACGACUGUACAGAGUGUACAAAGUCUCUUUACGGGCAGAAGUACCUCCUGAAGGACUACAAGCCGUUCUGUGUGAAGUGCUUCGAGGAUCUUUUCUCCACCAACUGUGAAGUGUGCCAGAAGCUCAUCAGCUGCACCAGCAAGGAUCUGUCAUACAAGGGCCGCCACUGGCACAGCGACUGCUUCCUCUGCUUCAAGUGCGACCGAUCUCUGGUGGAUCGGCCUUUUGCCACCAAGGAUGACAUGCCGUUGUGCAUCGAGUGCUACAGCAGCGAGUACUCUUCCAAGUGCCAUGCGUGCCUGAAGACCAUCAUGCCAGGCUCCAAAAAGAUGGAGCAUAAGGGCAACAGUUGGCAUGAGAAUUGCUUCACCUGUAACCGUUGCCAGCAGCCCAUUGGCAGCAGGAGCUUCAUCCAGAAGGACGCCAACAACUACUGCCUGGCCUGCUAUGAGAAGCAGUUUGCCAUGCAGUGCAUCCACUGCAAGAAGCCCGUCACCACUGGAGGAGUGAACUACCGUGACCAGCCGUGGCAUAAGGAGUGCUUUGUUUGCCUCGGCUGCAAGCAGCAGCUGGCCGGCCAGAGGUUCACCUCUCGGGACGACUUCGCCUACUGCCUGGACUGCUUCUGCAACCUGUUUGCCAAGAAAUGUGUCUCCUGCACCACCCCGAUCAGUGGUCUCGGAGGCAGCAAGUACAUCUCUUUUGAGCAGCGGCAGUGGCACAACGACUGCUUCAACUGCAAAAAGUGCUGUGUGUCUCUGGUGGGUCGAGGUUUCCUGACGUGCAAAGAGGACAUCCUCUGCCCCGACUGCGUCAAAGACUUCUGAGUGAUCGCCGAGCCCAAGCUCCAAUCAGAGAGCAUUGGCAGUAUUCUCCUAACCUAUCAUUUAUUGAUUUCUCACACAUU